CGAUUCCCCUCCGCCCUUCCUCCCUCGUCGCUCCGGUGGGGAAGCAGCGCACCCUCCCCCUCGUACCCCGGCCGCUAAGAUGGCUGGUGGUGGGCGGUAAGGCGGUGCGGGGCCGCGGAGCAGCUGACGGGACGGGAGCGCGGAGGGCGGGCGGCGUGUGCCCGUGUGCGGAGUCGCGCAGCGCCAUGUCCGCCUUCGCCCUGGAGGAGACGCUGGAGGCCGACUGGGUGGCCGUCAGGCCGCACGCCUUCCAGGAGCGGGAGAAGCACAAGUUCGCCUUUAUCGUGGCCUGGAACGAGAUCGAGGGCAAGUUCGCCAUCACCCCCCCCCCCCGUGCCGCCGAGGAGAUCGAAGUGCUGGAGCUGGGGAAGGAGGACGUGGCCGCCGCGCUGUCGCUGCCGCCCUCGCCGCCGCGGGCGAGCGAGUUGGGCGCUGCCGACGCGGAGCCGGCGGGGGAGGAGUGCAGCUGGGCCGGGCUCUUUUCCUUCCAGGACCUGCGGGCCGUGCACCAGCAGCUGUGCUCGGUGAACUCGGAGCUGGAGCCCUACCUGCCUGCCUUCCCCGAGGAGCCCUCGGGCAUGUGGUCGGUGCUCUUCGGGGCGCCGGAGCUAUCCGAGCAGGAGAUGGACGCUCUCUGCUACAAGCUGCAAGUUUACUUGGUUCACAGCUUGGAUACCUGUGGCUGGAAAAUCCUUUCGCAGGUGCUCUUCACCGAGACCGACGACCCCGAAGAGUAUUACGAGAGCCUGAGUGAGCUGCGACAGAAGGGGUACGAGGAGGUGCUCCAGAGGGCCCGCAGGCGCAUUCAGGAGCUUCUGGAAAAACAUAAGAAUACAGAAAGUAUGGUAGAGCUCCUUGAACUGUACCAAAUGGAAGAUGAAGCCUACAGUAAUCUUGCAGAAGCAACCACAGAGCUCUACCAGUACUUAUUGCAACCAUUCCGAGAUAUGAGGGAACUUGCAAUGCUCAGAAGACAGCAGAUAAAGAUCUCAAUAGAAAAUGACUACCUAGGCCCCAGAAGAAUUGAGAGUCUGCAAAAAGAAGAUGCCGAUUGGCAGAAAAAAGCCCACAUGGCUGUGCUUUCUAUUCAAGAUCUUACAGUUAAAUAUUUUGAAAUAACAGCUAAAACACAAAAAGCUGUGUAUGAUCGAAUGCGAGCAGACCAGAAGAAAUUUGGUAAGGCAGCAUGGGCAGCAGCAGUGGAACGUAUGGAAAAGCUUCAGUAUUCGGUUUCUAAGGAGACUUUGCAGUUGAUGCGUGCUAAAGAAAUUUGUUUGGAGCAGAAGAAACAUGCGCUGAAAGAGGAGAUGCAAAGUCUGAAAGGUGGUACAGAAGCCUUAGCCCAUUUGGACCACUUAGAAGCUGAUUACUAUGAUCUACAGCUUCAGUUAUAUGAAGUGCAGUUCGAGAUCUUGAAAUGUGAAGAGCUGCUCCUGACGGCACAGCUGGAAAGCAUCAGAAGAUUGAUGUCAGAGAAGAGAGAUGAAGUGGUGUAUUAUGACACUUACGAAAGUAUGGAAGCCAUGCUUGAAAAAGAGGAUAUGGCAACAUCUGUACACUUGCAAAAAGAGGAGCUGCAAAAGUUACAACAAAAAAUCCGCCAGCUGGAAGCAAGGCGUGGACGUAUUUCAGCCAAGAAAGCCUACCUCAGAAAUAAGAAGGAGAUCUGUAUAGCAAAGCAUAAUGAAAAGAUCCAGCAGCGUCACCAGGGCGAGGAGGAGUACAAAAUGCACCAUACUGUUCAGCUGAAACGAGAUCAACUGCAAGAAGAAGAGGAAAGAAAAAGCUCCUGGGUUAGUCAGGAACGACAGAAAACCCUGGACAGACUUCGUACAUUUAAGCAGAGGUACCCUGGGCAAGUAAUACUUAAAUCAACCAGACUACGGCUGGCUCAUGCAAGAAGAAAAUGCGCAGCCAGCUCAGUGCCCUGUGUCGAGCAGCCUCAAUCUUUGCCAGCAACCAUACCAAUCCAAGAGAAGAGCGAGGAGGUGGAAUUGGAAAAAGCAGUUCAGCCUUUGCAAGUGCAGGAAUCCACAAGCCUAAAACAACUUCAAGAUAUCUCUUUGCCUGCUAAUGAUGUUACCUCUGAACUGCCCCAUGUUAGCACUUCUCCACUCACCAGUGACGAGCUUCGACCAGAGACUGCUACUGGAGCACAGCUUCCACCCCCUUUGCCUCCACCACCUCCACCUCCACCUCCACCUUUGCCCUCCAAGGAAGAUGCCACCAAAUCCUUAGAGAAAAGUGACAGCUUUGUUAAACGUCAGAGCGUGGAGAAGGGUGUCCAGCACUCUUCUGGUGGCCCACCAGCACAUCUGUUUGAUAGCAGUCAGCUAGUCAGUGCCAAGAAGAAGCUUAAGAAGACCGGUGAUCUAGAGGGCUUACAGAGGAGGAGAGUGAGUUCCCCAAUGGAUGAAGUGCUGGCUUCCUUGAAACGUGGCAGCUUUCACUUAAGAAAAGUUGAGCAGAGAAGUCUCCCUCCUUUUCCUGAUGAAGAUGAUAGCAAUAACAUCUUGGCGCAGAUCAGGAAAGGGGUGAAACUGAAGAAAGUACAGAAAGAUGUUUUGAGAGAGUCCUUUACAAUUCUGCCUGAUACUGACCCUCUGACAAGGAGCAUCCAUGAAGCAUUGCGAAGAAUUAAGGAAGCAUCACCUGAGUCAGAGGAUGAAGAGGAGAAUUUGCCUUGCACAGACUGGGAAAACUAACCUGUGCUUGACAGCCACCAACGUGCGAAAAGAAACCCCAGUUGAAGAUUACUUUUCUUCUGCAUUUCUGAGAAUUCAGAGCCGGCAGUUAUGACCAUCAGUUCCACAGGAGGCUUUCUUUGGCAAAGAAAUAGUCUUUCUUUGGCAAAUAACUCAGCACAUGGAAAAAAAUGGCCUGAAAUGUUAAUUUUAGGUCACUUUUUUUCUUUAUUUGUUCAAACAAAUUCUGGUUUGGGCAGAAAGCUAAGUUGUUUAGACGUGCAUUUUAUACUAUCAAGAAUGCCCGAUUCUUAAGCACUUUUUAUAUUUGCGUUAGUAAUGUAUGGCCAGUUAAGUGAGGGGGCCAUUUUGAGCUGGGAGACUACUUGCUUUUAGAGUGACUUUGGGGUUCCGAACCAGCUAUAAAAUGGCCCCGUCACUGCACUGAAUAUCUCAUGUGCUUGAAAAUUCAACUAAAUGGCUCCCUGCAGAGAAUCUUGCUGUGUAGCAGUCUGAUAUUCCAGAAAGAGAAUUCCUAGUUGCACUACAGUAGCUGAAAUUCAGUAACAUGCAACUAAGACUUUUUUCUUCUUAGCUUGAAGAAGCAUAUGUCAGUAGGAAAAGCAACAAGUGAUCACAGCACAAUGAGAAUUAGGAGUUGAAUUCAGUACAUAUUCAAGAAUGUGUUUGUUUCCAUCAUGAUACAUUUAGCGAGACAUACUGCAGCACCUUUUUAGAAGGUCAUGUUUAGUCUGACAUCUUUUUAAAGUAGACAUUUUCAUGCUUUUUUAAAAUAAUAUUUAGCUAUGCUGAACCAAGUUAGUUAUACUUUUAUCAUUUGUUAUAAGAAGCAAUAUUUUGUAAUUUCAUACUUAAAAAUAUUUUUCUCUUUUGGUUUAAAAUGGCUUUUGAUUAGUCUAAGCAGCCUUCUUUAAAAAAGAUCAAAGUACUUAAGCAUACUGAAAAUUGAGUUGUGAAAAUCAUGCUAUUCUUGCUGGUUUUCAUUAUUCCCUUUAGUGGCUGCAAAAAUGUUUGUAUUUCAUACCCAAAAGCCUACUGGCUGAAAAAAGUUUAUUUUGAUUCUGACUGUUUUAUUUUUAAAGGAGAGUUACAAUUUCCUCUGCAGUGAAUACUUAGGACUAGUCCUAAACCUCAUGACUAAUGGCUGCAGGCAGCUACUCUUACGAUACCACAGUACCAAGAGGUAUGUCAAAACAGAGAUACAAGUAGCCUUGUACCAUCUAAAAACCUCAUGUGGUAUUAAAAAAUCAGCCCAUUAGACUUCUAGGAAAGCUGAAUUUUCACUAGCAUUUUGUUUUUACUAGCGUAACAUACACUGUGUUUGAGAAAUACACAGUCCCUGUCCUUUGUGUUGUGUGGUCCAUUCACUGUUCCUCUUUUGACAGAUAAACUACUAUAUGGGGAUCUGGGUUCUUUUAAGUGGAGUUACUCAUUGCUGCUGUCGUGUAAUGGAACACGUACUGUGUUAACAUUUAUAAUAGGGGAUUUCAUGUCUUGCCGUUUACUUACAGAGAGAGGAGCAGGAGAACCUUACCUUAGCAAUAGGCUGUGUAAUCUAAAGGAACCUCAGCUCUGGGACCCUUCAGUCUAUUGAAGAUGUUUUGCUGUGGCUGUCCAAAAGUUAAAGCUCUGUCAAACAUCUUGAGAGGAUUUUCUUAACCAUGUUGCCUUACUUAUUAAAGUUAGUGAACAUUGAUUUUUCAAAGCACCUGCGAGCAGUGUUACUGUAGAAUUGUAUAGAUUUUGCUGUGUUAGUUGCCAGGUCUCUAUUUUCCAGCUAUGUGAAACACCUGAUACUGGCUUUCCACAGGCCUAAAACUACAUGAUGCUUUUUUCUUAUUCUCUGAAUUCUGUGUUAUAUGGUAUGGUUGUGAGCUGUCUGAUGCUGUGUUUAUGCAGCAAUGGCAGCAGUUUCAAGAUUCAUUAUAAUCAUUUGACACUACCCUAUACCAUCAGCGGUUUAGUUCUACAUUUGUUUGUAUUUUCAGUCGCACCACACAUUAAAACCAAGGUAAUCAAAGAAAUUUUUGGCUGUAGCACAAAACAGAACUAUGAUGUAGAACGGUAAUUCACAUUAUACAUUUCAUCUGAAACUUAGUGCUGAAUUAACAGUGGUGAACAAGCAACUUUUAUGUUCAUUUUUUCGUAUUUUCCAGCCUGCAGUUUCAUUCCUUGGAGUAUGCAUACAAAACACUAGCAAAAUGUCAAGCCGAGGAAAAAUAGAGUAAUUCUAAAGUAUUUGUGCAGUGGUUCCUUUGCACAUGUUUGUCUGCAGUUUACCACUGUGUUGUUACCUAAAUAGCUCCAUGCUGUACUGUACUACGGUUUUCAGAUAUGUUUGCCAUGUGAUCUGUCAUCUUUGCCUUGAAAAAUGUGUGCAUGAUUGAUGAAAAUUACUCUUCUUAAUCUGUUUCAUAUUUAGCUGAAAUUUUAGAUUUCUGUAGUAGCUUAGUCUCAAUAGAAAUGGAGUUCUCAUAUGAGCAUGUAUUUUAUGGGCACACAAAAAGUAGUUGUUAACGCUGAGCAUAGCAGUAGGUAUCAGUUCAAAACUGCCAUCUUCUGUGUGGAAAAUGAAUGGGGAUUUUUUCCACAUCCUGCUCAAAAAAAAAAAAAAAUCCUGAAUUUAAAUCUCUGUGAGUCACUAGAUGUCACAAUUUAAUGUAAUUUUGACUUUGAUAAAAAAAUUGUGCAUAUGUACUGUACACAGCCUAAUGCAUAAAAGGAACCAUCCUGUGCCAUGUGAAAUUUUCCAGUGGGAUGGCUACCACAGAAGGUGAGGAAAGUUUAGUAUAUUUAUAAGAAACUUUGGGAAAUUAUGACAGUCCUGCGUUGAGGUCAGUUCCUCCACAGCUGAGAAAAACUGUAAUAGUUGUGUUGGUCCGUGAGAAAUCUUGGCAAGCAUCACUAAGGAAAAACAUGUAAACGUGCGCAAGGAAAAAGAGCCUCCAUUAAAAGACCUGCCUAUUGAUACUUUUCAUUUUAUUGUUGUGGCUGCAUUGUUCUGUUGCUAGUUAUUUAUCUUAAGUAGGUUCAUCAGCUUUUGGCUUUUUCCAUUUUUAGAAACUUCCUUCUUUUUUCAAAUUAAAAGUUUUAUUAUGGUGUAACUGAUCGAGUGAAGUAAAGAUUUGGAACGCAUAAUGUUUCUUGUACAAAUGCUUAUGUAAAGACUGAAAAAUCUUUUAUGAGUGGGAACAAGAAACUAAAUAUUUAGUUUCUACUAAAAUAACCAAAAUGUAAGGUAGACAGCAAUAGUCUUGUUCAGAAAUUGAAUUUGUAUCAACAAGAAUUUCUUGUUCUCAUUCAUGGAGGUUCCAGGUCCUUUACAAAUGACCAAUAGUCUUUCUUUACUGUAUUUUCAUGUUAGUUAUCUGUCUAGGGUAGAUGAAGGCUUUUUUAUUUUUCACAAACAUCGCUUUCAAAUUUUGCCUGGUUUUGGUUUUUUUUUUUUGGUUUUUCUUUUUUUUUUAAUCUGACAGUCUGCAUUCUACACCAGACACUUGUAAAAUAAAUUAGUAUGAUUAUAUAUUGUGUUCUUUUGUGACUGAAUUGGGGAUAGAACUCAACAUACUUCACUACGUUAUUUGUAAAGAAUCAUUUUGAGUAUAAGCACUAUAUUCUGUACUGUUUAAUAAUAAAGUAAUGAUAGAUGCAUUAUUGAAGAUGCAACUUAUUGAGAAGAGGAGGCAGAAACUUUAUUGGUUAAUGUUACCCUUAUUCCAUUUGUUGCACUGAAUUUCAGGAGUGUAAUUUGUAAAUCAAGUUUGCUCAUGCGUGUAAUCCGAUUUUAUUUUCAUUGUAAUGCUUAUGUAAUUAAAUUACCUGGAUGUAUUUCUGGUAAUGAUUUCAUAAGCAUGGACAAUAUGUUGUUGAUGUUUCGCACUACAGAAUUAAUGUUAAGAACAAGCAAAGCUUCUUGCGAAGAAAAGGAGUAACAGAAGCACCUUACUGGGAGAGCAUGUUGCAUGAUUUCAGUCCUCUUGGAGUUGACAGACAGUAGGUCAUCCUAAACUUGACUGCAAAUUGCUCUUUGGUGUAAUAAGCACAUCAACAUACUGCUAUCAAUGCUAUCAACACAAUGGCUAUUUUUAACCUAUAAAUAUACUGUAAUUUAAGUUUUCCUACAAAGUGAAUUUAUAUUUAAUUGCUGCCUAAUACAUAAAUACUUAGAA
Molecule: messenger RNA, 6874 nt
Organism: Ficedula albicollis (Collared flycatcher)
Lineage: Eukaryota; Metazoa; Chordata; Aves; Passeriformes; Muscicapidae
Gene: JMY
Product: junction mediating and regulatory protein, p53 cofactor
Exons: 12
Coding region: 186-2705 (839 amino acids)
Biological process (GO): positive regulation of apoptotic process; intrinsic apoptotic signaling pathway by p53 class mediator; Arp2/3 complex-mediated actin nucleation
Cellular component (GO): cytoplasm; nucleus
Molecular function (GO): Arp2/3 complex binding; actin binding; transcription coactivator activity
Source: RefSeq, a predicted model, not a curated record